AAGUGCUCCGAAUUCCGAUGCAAUGGUAGCAGACCAGAGUCGUGAUUUCCUCAAGUUAGCAGUAUAUUGUUUAUUUCCAGUCCUCUUAUUUCUUGCCGUGAAUGUCUUCAAGAAGGUGCGACGAACCCCGAAAUCGCGCUCAGUCGCCAUUCUCGUGUUGGGCGAUGUGGGACGCAGCCCGCGAAUGAUGUACCAUGCAGAGAGCUUUGCGAGGCUAGAAUUUAACACCUAUCUUAUUGGAUACAGAGGCUCCAACCCGAUACCUUCGCUAACCUCCCUCCCGCAUAUUAGGUUAUCCUACCUCUCAGAACCGCCACUGUUUGUUGCACGGAUCCCUUUCGUUCUCGCCGCUCCGAUCAAAAUUUCGUACCAGAUAGCCACAAUCCUAUACACGCUAAUCUUUGACAUACCCCGUCCGCCCGAGUUUAUUAUGGUGCAGAAUCCCCCAAGUAUCCCUACUCUUGCCCUAGUGUGGCUUGUCGGAGGGAUGACCGGAAGUAAAAUCAUUAUCGACUGGCAUAACCUCGGGUAUAGCAUUCUCGCAUUGAAAUUGGGAAGGCUGCAUCCGCUCGUCAAAAUUGCAAAACAAUUUGAGAUCAUAUUUGGUCGUUCUGCAUAUGCUCACCUUUUCGUCACCGACGCUAUGCGAGGACAUUUGAUGCAGGAAUGGGGAUUGAUAGGACACAAGGCAGUCUUGCAUGAUCGUCCGCCCAGCCACUUUCAUAAGUGCCCACCUCUAGACGUACACGAGCUCUUCCUGCGACUGGGACGCUCAAUAUCGCCGUCACUUGCAGCAUUUCUCCCCAGUGCUUCGCCACCUUACUCGACCCAACUCACUGAAAUAGUUGAUUAUCGUGGACUCCCACCGUCCACCAUUCCCCCAGCUUCUCAUGCGUCCGAUCUCAGCUUGCUGAGUAUGCCCAGUCUUCGAAAAGAUCGCCCAGCGCUGCUAGUGAGCAGUACGUCAUGGACACCAGACGAAGACUUUGGCAUUCUCUUGGAGGCAUUGAAACUCUACGAGUCUCGUGCUCGUGAAGUAAACGUUACAGAUUGCGAGAAAUGCGAUUCAAAGGAACAACAAGUCUUGCCUCGCAUAUGGAUGGUCAUCACAGGCAAGGGUCCGCUUAAAGAACGAUACAUGACAGAAGUAAAGCUCUUGCAAAAAAACUGGCAGUAUGUCAGGUGCACGAGUUUAUGGCUUGAAGCCGAAGACUAUCCCCUUCUUCUGGGCUCUGCUGACUUGGGCGUCUGUUUGCACUCAAGCUCGUCCGCGCUCGACUUACCGAUGAAAAUCGUUGAUAUGUUCGGAUGCGGACUCCCUGUUUGUGCCCUCGAUUUCGCAUGCCUUCCAGAGCUGGUCAAAGACGGUAUCAACGGUCUAAUUUUCAGAAAUGCAUCUCAGCUUGCAGACCAACUAGAGACCCUCCUCACUUCAUUUCCUUCCUCACCUGCACUUGAUUCCUUACAGAAAUCUCUGGAGCGCGCAUCACAGGUACCGCUCAAUGUCGAGCAUCAUGCCCAUAACCACGAACACCAGGAAGGUGCCGACUGGGAGUGGGGCUCCUGGUCAGAGAACUGGAACCGUGUUGUGAAACCCCUAGUGCUGACAGAUGCAGAACGAUUUAGUUGACCGUAGGUCAACUGUCAGAGUGAACCGUGACGGGGUUCUGUAUGGAAUCGUUUGGUUUUGAUCAGACUUAUAGGUUGCCAUCUACCUACAUUCUGAAUUUCUGCGCAAUAUUGUGACUUUUUACCAGCGCUCGUUGUUCGUCUGCCAACAAGUGCCCCUUGAGAUCUGGUGGGUGGAAGGGGCUCAUCGUAAGCGGAUUCCGGAACGGCAUGAGGCCAACCCAAAACCAAUCAAAUGUAGCAGCACUGCAAGACUACUGAUUGGCAUUGCGGCAGCC
Messenger RNA from Suillus paluster, 1907 nucleotides. RefSeq names its product glycosyltransferase family 33 protein. The transcript has 9 exons. The coding region runs from base 23 to 1630 and encodes 535 amino acids. Gene Ontology annotation, molecular function: mannosyltransferase activity. NCBI's taxonomy places the organism in Eukaryota, Fungi, Basidiomycota, Agaricomycetes, Boletales, Suillaceae. The record is from RefSeq and is a predicted model, not a curated record. Gene Ontology annotation, cellular component: endoplasmic reticulum.